AGCGAAACGAUCUAAUUGCCCAGUGUUCUCCUCUCCCCUGGGAUGUGGAGGAAGAACUCAGAAAAUUCCUACAUGAACGGGAUGUCGAAGAGGCUGCUAAAGAGACUGAUGUCUCAUACGUAUCUACUACUAUAUCGCUACAGGCCGCGAUGGAGCUGCAGGAAAUAGAGGACCGACGAAAUGCCAAACAUUUCGGUUUUAAGCCACCUCCACCUCGUCGACCUCGCCGCUCUCUCCCUCACGAUCCUCCUCGCACUCGCCCUUCUAAACGAAGCCGGUCUAGUGAAAACCCUUGCAAAGGAACCCCAUUUGAAGGACUAGAGUGCGACCCAGAUGAUCUAUUUGCAGACAACUAUCUUAUUAAGAAGCGGUCUCGUGCAAAAGAGAAACCAAGGAGGAUCCUCAAGACAGAGUAUGGAACCUUUGAGCUAUUCGAUUCUGGCUUUUGGGUCCUGAAGGGCGUAGGACCUGAUUAUAAGUUGAAGUUGCCUCUUGCUGUCGGAUUAAGAGAAGAACUUGAACCCAUUAUGGAUUAUGAAGAUGAAGAUGAGUUAUACCCCGAGGACGCUGAUGCCUACCAAUUCCCGGAUACUCCAGAAGAAUCUGACUCCGCGGGUUCUCAGCUCGGGGGCGAACGGGAGAUGACGGAGCGUCUCGCCAGUAUGGGCCUGAUGGACGACCAUGUAGACCCUCCGUACGCUAGCAUGGAGGUUGAAAAUCAUGAGUCGAUAGUCGAUAAAGAGGAGGUGGUGGUAAUGACCGACGAUGACCUUCCGCAUGCCAGUCCGGACGUCGAGGAUCACGAGACGAGAGUCGAGAAAGGGAAAGGGAAAGAGAAGGAGAGAGUUGUGAUAGUGAUCGAUGAUGAUAACUCGGACGAGGACUAUGUCUCUAGGCAGAAUGUCUUGCGGAACUUUGGUGCAAGCUCCUCUAGCGCAGACCCCUUUAAUGUGGUCCCUGAAGGGGCAGUUGCACGCCGCAGUCAACGACCCGGCCCUAUGAAUCUACCUAGACGCAACAGUUCGCAGAGGGCUGGACAGGCUGCCAACCUAGACGACCUCUACCAGAGUCUGAGUCCGCAGAAUCCUACCGAGGCUGACUACGACAAGUACCAGAAAAUGGCCAGAUUGUACCCACACCUAUUCUGCGAUGAUCGUACCAAGCUACUUCCCAACGGUUAUAUCCCGUCGUCUCGGAUCAUCAGGUUUGACGGCCAACAAAUUGGCGUAGUGCAUUUCUUUCCUGACUUACUUCCGGUGAUCCCUGGAUAUGACAUGGCGACGACAAUCACAUAUGUCCUAUCAGGAGCUCAUGAUCGCACCGGACUGGAACCUUGGCCAUUUCUCUGGCGCAUUCAGAUCAAGUUCGACAGCAAGGUUAUCGGUACUGUAGAAUUUCGACAGAUGCCGGUCCCUCUCCCUCCCCCCGCGAACCUUGACGAGUCUAGUACGGAUCUACUGAAGAUUCAUUCCCCUCUUAGGCGCCCUAAUGCACCCCCGGUGGACAUACCCAACGCACCUCCUGUCGACGAACAAGUCAGCUGGGGGCCUAGUUCCAAUGUCUCUGUUGCUAAUGAACCUGCUGCGUCUUCCAACAGCGGGCCUUCUAGAUCUAUUGCCCCGAUGACUGCUCUGCCGGGACAUCUCUUCCAGCCUGAUGGCUUAACUAAGAUUGAAUAUUGCAAAACUGUUCGAGCGAUCGUUUAUGGAACUGUCAAGUACAACGAUCAGGUUGUCGGUGAUUUGGAAGCAUGCCCGGUGAUGUCUAUGCUUCUGAAACGCGUGAGAAUUUCGGAACGAUUCAACAAACUGUUCAAGAACGAUGGUCUCACGAAGGUGGACUACAAUCCAGCCACUAGAAAGCUGGAUGUGUUAUAUAACAAUGCCCUCUUCGGCCACAUUAAGAUUAAUCACCCGACUGGAGGCCUACCUCAGGGUCCGCCGCCGCCUUCUCCAGCAGCCCCGGCUGUCUAAGUAUGCGCUGUUAGUUAUCCUCGUUGCAUUCAUUACAGAACACCUUCGUCAACAAUAUCACGACUAUGAAUGGCCGACAACGAAAAAGUGAAGAUGGAGUAUCGACGCAGAUUGUGUUUACGUCCACCUGGGGAUGCUUCAAGGAACACGCAACGAACUUCGGAGUUCUUGCCCUCCCAGGCCUGCUGUAAGGAGAAAAAUCGUGUUGUGAGAUCAGAUAGAACCUCACGGGUGGUUUCGUUCGGAAGGAAACCAGAAAACCCGAAGAUUCGUUGCCGCCGAAUGCGAGGAAGAACCGCCAGAGAUUGCUAUGCUAUUAUUUCCCUUGCCGUUACGGCCACGGCCGAUUUGCAAGCCGGGAAGGCUAUGAGUUCAUGUUUCAUGUUUCAUGUUUUUGGGGAGAGAGAGAGAGAAGAGAAAAAAAUUACGAAAAUCCAGAUUGUCGCAACGUUCGUUAUUCAUUUGUUUCCUAGCCUAGGUUAGUCGUCUGUUUUUUUCAACUGUUAGGCACUUAAUCAAGCCGUAGGCUAUAGCAAAUAAACCCGAUGCCGCUUGUCUACUAUUAACUAGCCCCCCCAAUGCGUGCGUGCGUAUUUACCAGGUAACUGACUAUUAUAUGCCACAUACUGAAUUCUGGCUUUAAAUUUUC
Molecule: messenger RNA, 2622 nt
Organism: Daldinia decipiens
Lineage: Eukaryota; Fungi; Ascomycota; Sordariomycetes; Xylariales; Hypoxylaceae
Exons: 1
Coding region: 150-1973 (607 amino acids)
Source: RefSeq, a predicted model, not a curated record